Messenger RNA from Candoia aspera, 2433 nucleotides. It is a transcript of the gene CREBZF, whose product is annotated as CREB/ATF bZIP transcription factor. The transcript is spliced from 3 exons. Gene Ontology annotation, biological process: regulation of DNA-templated transcription. Gene Ontology annotation, molecular function: DNA-binding transcription factor activity. The record is from RefSeq and is a predicted model, not a curated record. Bases 181 to 1110 code for a protein of 309 amino acids. NCBI's taxonomy places the organism in Eukaryota, Metazoa, Chordata, Lepidosauria, Squamata, Candoiidae.
CCUCAGCGGGAAGAGGUACGGGCGAGGGCGGCGGCCUAUUUCCACCCCCCCCCCCGCCUUCGGGGCGAGCGGCGCUGAGGCGAGCCUGACCGGAAGAGCGGUCGCUUUCCCGCGCGGCCUCCUCUCGACUGGGCCCGCCUGGAGGGGGGCCCGGCUGACUCGCCCCCCGCCGCCACCAUCAUGCGCCACAGCCUGGCCCAGCUCUUAGCGGCCUCGUCGGGCCGAGGAAGGUCCGGCGAGCCGGCCGCGGCCUGCUCGUUUCCUAGCGCGGGGGCCGAGCGGCGGCCGGAGGAGGAGGCGGAAGCGGCGGCGGCGGCCGAAGACUCCCUGGAAGAGCCGGACGAGGGCGAGCUGCUCUUCCCCGCGGGGCUGGAGCUGGACGCCUGGCUGGAGGCGGCGGUGGGAGGCGAGGCCUCUCCUCCGGCGUGGGAGGCGGGCGGCGGCAGGGCGAGCCCGCGCCCCCCGGCCGAGGCGGCGCGGCCUUCGAUCUCCAGGCCGGCGCGGCCCGGCAGCAACCGGCUGAAGGCGGCGGCGGCGGCGCGUCUGAACCGGCAGAAGAAGAAGCUGUACGUGCAGGGCCUGGAGGCGCGCCUGCAGGGCUUGGCCGCCGAGAACCGGCAGCUGCGCGACCGGAACCGCGGCCUCUGCCGCCGCCUGCGGGAUCUGGAGCGGGAGACCGGCUACUUGCGGGCCGUGCUGGCUAACCAGAGCGCCCUGGGCCGCCUGCUCAGCCGCCUGGCUGGGGACGGGGCCGGCAGCGUGGGGCUCAGGAUGAGGAUCAGCACCAGCCUCUUCCAGGAGGAGGCGGCGGCGGCGGCGGCGGCGGCGCCCUUCGGCGAGAGCGGCGGCGGUGACCACGACUACGCGCUCCCCGUCCCGGCGGAAGAAGCGACGGACAAGCGGCCCCGUUCGUCCGGCAGCCCCGGCGGCGUUUGCCUCCACGUGGACCGCGACCACGUUUCCGUGGAGUUUUGCUCUCUCUGCGCCAAGCGGGCGGCCAGCUCGGAGACUUUGGCGGCCGCCGCGGCGGCUCCUCCUGCUUCCUCCUUCGUCGCUAAAAUUUUCUCUUUUAGGUGCUUGCCCUGCCAGGCUCCGUUGUGUAGGGGUUAAAAGAACAGUCGUUUACCACCUCGCAACCUGUGGAUACAGCUGUCAUGGGGCAGAAGAGACGGGACCAGCUGCUGGCCACCCUUCCUGCUUUAUUUUAAAAGGUAGUAUGAGAAAAAGGGAGCAAGGUAACAGGGCAUUGGCUGUAUUUCACUUUGAAAGAACACCGAACAGGGUAAUAUUGGUAAUGUUAAUGUUUUGAGCAACUAAUCCAAUCUAUCAGGAAACUAAACAUGAUACUAAUGUGAAAAGUGGUACCGUUAAAAAAGGCAUUUGCUUUCUCACUGGUCAUUUCAUGUAUUCAUAUUCUCAUCUGAUUGGCUAAAUUCUUCCAACUUUUAUUCAUGGAUCAGAUGAUUAACUUGAAAAAAACCCUGAAGUUUCCAAGAUAGAAUUAGGGUUGCAUUGAAAAUGAUUUUACUUGUCUUUUAAUUGAUGUAGCUGUUUACCCUUCUUUUGUCACAUCUGCUAGGCAGGUGUACAUAUUCCCAUCUCUAAACCAGUAGGAGCCUUUGUACAAGAAAAAUGGCAAGUCUUAAUGCAGCUGCAGCAUUGCAGGGAACUAACUUCUUUGCCAGUUCAUUUCUUGAUAUCACCCCAUAUUUAGUAACAGUAUUUUUCAGAAGCCUUCUAAAUAAAUGGAAUAGUCCUUGCCAGAUGAUAAAUAUGAAAAUGUAGACAAGGAGUUUCUCAUUUUGGUUUCAAUCAUGCUUCAGUGUGUUUUGAUGGAAGCAAUUUAUUGUCCACAAUUCCUUUAUUAACUCUCUUAGGACUUGAUAGAAUUUAGUGAAGUCCCUUUUUUCUAUUGCUGAUAGCAUUUGGCCAAUGGAAGGAGAGAGUUGUGGCACAUACUUGACUGUGGUUGUAUUUCAAGAAGCAGAUGCAUUUUUAAAUUCCCUUUCACAGAGUCAUUUUGUUAAUGUUGCAUUAUUGUGAAAUUGAAACACUUCUUUUGUAUGAUUUAAAGGAUUUGUCAGAUAAAAAGUAUUCUGGAUACUUAACUUUGUGUGUCAUUAAAAAAUAGACUGUUGCCUUGAAUACCACUCUCAGCAUAGAAAGUGACAGACAUAUCUGCUUAUCUGAAAGCCCAGAAAUAAGACUUGCAGGGAUUUUAGUGCCUACUGAAACAUAUUCAAGCCAAAUAGAUUUGCAAAUAUUUUGUCCUUCUUGUUAACCAGUUGAUUGAAUAUUAUUGAACAUUAUUGAAAUUAAAGCCUUGAACUGAAUAUCCUAAUAGUACUUCAAAAAUAUGUGAACGUUUCUGUGUAAGUAAUUCAGGCGUACUUACAAGGACAUUUAUUCUAAUUAAAAAAUGUUUAUCUUUCA